AUGUACAGGCUGCCAGAGAUUGGGAUUGUACUGACCAAAGGGGAUCGAACCAUAUUGCGAACAGAAUACUUCCAAGACUUAACGGCACGAUUUGCAGCUGUCGAACGUGCAAUUGACAAUGCCACCCCCGAAGAAAAGAUGCGAUUAUCCCUGCAGAACCUACAGCCACUGGAUGGCAGUGUCGACGCAGCUUUAGCAAAAGUAUUUCGUCUAAUUGACCAGGAGGGGCCCUUUGAUGGGGUCAUAGGCCACUCUGAGGGAACGGCCAUGGCAGCUACUGUCUUGCUAGAGGAACGGAGAAGGUUUCGAGAAACAGGUCGGCCGCAGCAAUUGAAAUGUGCCAUUCUGUUCAACGGUUUCCCGCCCCUAAUCCCGGGGAAGAACAGGUACUUGCUGGCCGACGAGGGGAGGGGCACGCUGGGAUAUGAGGAUUGGUUCAUAAAUGUGCCAACUCUUCAUGUGCUAGGAUCGCUGGAUCCGUGGGUCUAUGGCUCUCUUGCUCUGUAUAAUGUCUGUUGUAACGAUAAGGCAAUCUUGUUUGACCAUGGGGGUGGCCAUAGUGUUCCUAGGGAUGCACGAACAAUUAGGGAACUAGGACAGAUUGUACGUGAGAUGAUUGGCGGCUUGAAAUAG
This is a messenger RNA of Aspergillus alliaceus, 633 nucleotides long. RefSeq names its product serine hydrolase-domain-containing protein. Gene Ontology annotation, cellular component: nucleus; cytoplasm. Bases 1 to 633 code for a protein of 210 amino acids. The transcript has a single exon. The record is from RefSeq and is a predicted model, not a curated record. Lineage: Eukaryota; Fungi; Ascomycota; Eurotiomycetes; Eurotiales; Aspergillaceae.